This is a messenger RNA of Podospora anserina S mat+, 588 nucleotides long. RefSeq lists its product as uncharacterized. The transcript has a single exon. The record is from RefSeq and is a predicted model, not a curated record. The annotation marks the transcript as partial. Lineage: Eukaryota; Fungi; Ascomycota; Sordariomycetes; Sordariales; Podosporaceae.
UGGUAUUUUUUGAGUGUGAGGAUGCUUAUGUGGUGUGGGGUGGAUGUGCUUAGGUUGAGAGGGGGUGGGGGGGUAGAGGCGAGUUUGGUUGAUGUGGGCAAUCCGGGGGUUUUUGUGAGGGUGGAGGAUUUGGGGGUUGAGGGGUGGGAGGGGUUGACGCCGGGGAGGGUGGAGGGGGAUGAGGAUUUGAAGGGGAAGCUGGAGGAGAUUAGGCAGGCGGGGGCGGAGAUGAUGGGGUUGGAUCCGAGGGUUGAGAGUGUGCCGAAGGUGGUGAUGGUUUUUCCUCCUGAGGUGACGGCCAGGGAAGGGGGGAAGGGGGCGAAUAUCAAGUGUUUGGCGCUGUCGAUGGGGCAGGCGCACAAGGCGGCUCCGUUGACGCUGACGUUGUGUCUUGGGGCGGCGGCGAGACUGGAGGGGACGAUUCCAAAUCAGCUUGCGGUAGGGCUGGAUGCUGAGAGUGGCGUUGUUACUAUUGAGCACCCGAGUGGUAAGCUUGAUGUGGGAGUUACGGUUGAGGACGGGAAGAUUGUCUCGGCCGAGCUGCACAGGACUGCCCGGGUGCUGAUGAAAGGGAUGGUCUAUUACUAG